AUGAUAAAAGCGAAUUGGUCGGUCAUCAUGGUGUCCUGCCACUACAAGGCUUCAUCAUCAUCCACUCGGAGGAUUUCCUCUGCCCUGAUGAAAACCAAUCGUCAUCACCACCACCACACCAUCAAUUUCAAUUCUCAUAAUCAUUUCAAACAUUAUCAUUCCGAUCGCAAUGCAUUCAUUCUAAAUAAUAAGAACACCAUGAUGGAUCCAGAAGAUGAUGAAGAGUUGAAGAGGCUAACACAUUUAGGAAGAAUUCAUGAACAUAAUUUUGAAGGAAUGGAGGAUCGUACUGCCAAAUUAGCAGAAGAUUUAUUGAAAGGAAGUCGAGUGGCUCUGAGUAAAUCCAUUACUUUGGUAGAAUCAAAAUUAUUGGAACAUCAUAAACAAGCAAGACAUUUGUUGGCAUAUUUGGCAAAAUUGAAACCCAUGAACGAGGUGAAGCCUUCGUUUAGAGUUGGUCUUUCUGGACCACCAGGAGCAGGAAAAUCAACCAUGAUUGAGGCCGUGUUGGCAGUCGAUCCAAGCAGUACCAGAACAGGAGGCUCAAUUCUCGGUGAUAAAACUAGAAUGAUAGAACUUUCGAGAAUGGAAGAGGCAUUUAUAAGGCCGUCACCUUCAUUGGGAUUUUUGGGAGGUGUUACUGCAAACAUGUAUGAAAUUAUUAGUUUGUGUGAAUAUGCUGGUUAUGACAAUAUUCUUGUGGAGACUGUUGGAGUUGGUCAAUCAGAGACUUUGGUGGCAGAUUUGACAGAUAUGGUGAUUUUGGUAGUACCUCCUGCUGGAGGAGAUGAACUACAAGGCAUGAAAAGAGGAAUUGUGGAGGUAGCUGAUUUGGUGGUUGUAAAUAAGGCAGAUGGCGACUUAAUUUAUGUAGCAAGAAGGGCAAGAGGAGAAUAUCGAAGUGCACUCCAUUACAUGAGACCAAAGUAUCCAGGUGUCUAUUAUCCUGAGGUGGUAUUGUGCUCGUCACGAAGAGAAAAUCCAAUGGAAGAGACUAAAUUUCCAGUGUCAAACGUAUGGGAAAAAGCACUUGCAUUCAGGAAAGUCAUGAAUGAACAUGGCCUUAUUGAGGAGAAGAGACAAGAACAGAGAAAAACUUGGAUGUGGAAACAAGUCAAUGAGGAAUUAGUGACACGAUUGUUGCAUGGAGAUGAGUCAACUUCCAAAUUUAUUGCAAGUAUUCAGAAUUUUGUGGAGAAGGGAGAGAUGUCACCACGUUUAGCUGCAGAUUGCAUUCUUCAAAAGUUCUUAAAGACACACAAGUAA
This is a messenger RNA of Naegleria fowleri, 1266 nucleotides long. RefSeq lists its product as uncharacterized. The coding region runs from base 1 to 1266 and encodes 421 amino acids. Gene Ontology annotation, cellular component: cytoplasm. Gene Ontology annotation, molecular function: GTPase activity; GTP binding. The transcript has 4 exons. The record is from RefSeq and is a predicted model, not a curated record. Lineage: Eukaryota; Heterolobosea; Eutetramitea; Acrasida; Naegleriidae.